AUGUCUUCUACAGGACAUUGUUUUGAUAUUGGUAUGGCCACCAGACAUUCUGUAUGUGAAUUCGAAUAUCGUCAAAAAAAAUUCGCUCAAGUUCACGGCGUUCCUUUUAAGCAACUAGACCAUCUUUCAGAUUCUAGUCUAAUUGAAAAAUUCGAUGUAUUCUGCAGUGACGAUGGUGUAGCAGGUAACGGAGCUCUGAUGCGUCUAGCACCUUUGCCUCUUUUCUUCUACAAGCAUCCAAAACACGCUGUCGAAUAUUCUGGUAUUAGUGGACAGAUUACUCAUGGUGAUAAGAAGGCGUAUGAUUGUUGUCGUUACUAUGGUGCUCUUAUAGUAGCAGCUAUGCACGGUACAAGCAAACAAGACCUGUUAGACAAUGAAUUUUACGUCAAGCAUAAAAAUUGGUUCAACGGUAAAUCACUCGUUCCAGACGUCAUGAAGAUUGCCAAGGGUUCAUACAAACGAAAAGGCGGAUAUAAUGACGGUAUUCGAGGAAAAGGAUACAUAGUUAAUGCUCUGGAAGCUGCUUUAUGGGCGUUCUGGAGCGAUGAGAACUCAUUUGAAAAAGGUGCUCUUGCUGCUGUUAAUCUUGGUGACGAUACUGACACGACAGCCGCCAUUUACGGGCAAUUAGCUGGUGCCUACUAUGGCUACGACAAUCUAUCACCGAAAUGGUUAGACUUUGUGUACGCCAAAGAUUACCUGACAAGUUUGAGCAAGUGGCUCGCCUUCGAAGCAGAGAAGUGGAAUCCGAAUGAAGCAGAUCAGUGGAAUCUGACAAAACUUUCUACUCUAAACAAGGAUCCUACGAUUUCGGAUUCGGAAUCUAAGCCUGAUGACAAUCUUCCUGAGUUGGAACCUGAUCAGUCAACUAGUCCAGAAGAAAAGCAGGCCAGUAUCUCUUCUCUACCGCAAGAGUCAGCUGUGAUACUACCAACUCCGGAAAACGAAAUGAGCAACUUAGAAGAAAGUAAGAUUGAAACGACUUCUACAAAGGACGAAGAUACGAAAACAAAAAUGAUUUCAUUUACAUCGGAACCUAGUCACACUGCCGAAAAUGACUCUCCUCAACCUAAAGAGUCAACAGGGUUAUCAUCAACUGUAAACGAACCACUAGUUUGUUUAUCAAAGAACAGUGUCACAACUAUUGAAAUGGAAGGAGACAUAACGAAAAGAACGGCCACAAUACCAGUGGAAGUAGGUCGCACUACUGAAAGUAGCUCUUCUCAAUCUAAAGAGUCAACUGUGUCAUCAUUAGCUCCCGAACCGCCACCGAUUGGUUUAGAAGAUGUCAGAAUUCAAAUAAAUCCUACACAAGUAGAAAGUAUGGAGACAGAGCCAGUAUCAUCUACAUCGACACCUGGUCACACUAAUGAAAAUCGUGAGUCAUCUCUUCCUUUUAUUAAGAAAGCUUGUGAUGUGACAGUUAAUUUAGUUUCGGCAGUGCCCUCAACGUCGGUUAUGUCUAACGUAUGUUCUCAAACGACGCUUUUACCUGAAAUUUCCAAUACUACGCCUGGACCAACAGCAUGA
Molecule: messenger RNA, 1533 nt
Organism: Rotaria sp. Silwood1
Lineage: Eukaryota; Metazoa; Rotifera; Eurotatoria; Philodinida; Philodinidae
Source: the annotation of a GenBank genome assembly